AUGGUGACGGUCGGCAAGUCGCACCCGGGUGCUGACCCCGUCCACCCUCUCCCCACCUCACCUGAUCCGGUCGGCGCCAACUCCCCGCCAUCAAAGCGAGAUUUAGCGUCAUGGUGGAAGCAGUUCAAACGGAGCACCAGAAAAGAUGAAUUGAAAGUAGAAACACCCCGCGGCAUCUUCGGCGUUCCGCUCAAUGUCAGCAUCAAGUAUGCCAAUGUGGCAAUCUCCUUGACCAACGAUCAUGGUCAGAGCUCCAUUUAUGGAUACGUCCCCAUUGUUGUUGCGAAGUGUGGAGUUUUCCUAAAAGAGAAAGCAACGGACGUUGAGGGCAUCUUUCGUCUUAACGGAUCAGCCAAACGUAUUAAGGACCUUCAGGAGGUCUUCGAUUCCCCCGAGCGAUAUGGCAAAGGACUCGACUGGUCCGGCUACACCGUCCACGACGCAGCAAACGUACUUCGCCGAUACCUGAACCAGCUGCCUGAGCCCAUCGUACCAUUGGAGUUCUAUGAGCGCUUCCGUGAACCCCUACGUAUCUACCAGCGACAAGUCCUAGAAGACAAGGACACGGCCGAUGCCGAGAAGUUCGACCACGCAAAGGCUGUUGAGACAUACCAGAACCUCAUCAUCGAGCUGCCCCCGUUGAACAAGCAACUCCUCCUCUAUAUCCUCGAUCUUCUCGCGGUUUUUGCCUCAAAAUCCGAUCAGAAUCGCAUGCCGUCGGCUAAUCUGUCCGCGAUCUUCCAACCAGGCAUGCUGUCUCACCCCCAGCACGAUAUGUCGCCAGAGGAAUAUAAGUUGAGUCAGGAUGUGUUGAUCUUCCUGAUUGAGAAUCAGGACCACUUCCUGUUCGGCAUGAGUGGUACAGCUGCCGAUGAGCAGACCAUGAAAGAGGUCGAGGGAGGCAUUCCACGACCCGCAUCUCACCAGACCGUCCGACGAUCAGUAUCCAACGCCAGUGCGAACACCGAAAGCCAUCGCAAGUUGGACAGCAUUCGUCGAAAUGUCUCCGUUUCGUCGCGCAACUCCCGUCAUUCGAACAACACUCAGAGCCCAGUAACUCCCACCUCAAUCACCGCUGGUGGUGGUAGUGGAGGUGGUGUCCACCGAAGCAACACUCUGCCCUCGAAGAUGGGCCCCGUUUUGACUUCUGCUCGUUAUUCACGAGCCAACGACACAAGCUCGAACAACCUUUCCAGCCUCGCUGUUUCCCAUCAGAGCUCUCAGUCGACGAGCCGGACGCCAUCGGUGCGUGAAGAGCCUGAGCAGCCUCAGCCGAUCCCUGAGUCUGUCUCCCAUUCGGCUCCUCGGUCAGUCCUCGAACAGACUUCUGAGAAGCGUCCUGAGCAACGCCCUGAGCAGCGGACCCCUAGCCAGUCAACUAGCUCAUUGACUCCAGGCGGCGCCUAUGUGCACACGUCAACCCAUGGCCCAUUGCCUCCGGCAACUGCAGAACGUCUUAGUCUUAACGAAACUGCCAGGCCGCAUGAGAAUAGCAACGCAUCGGUCCCCUCACCCUCUGUCGCUUCACCCCCACAGGUUGUCACCCCGAGCCGUGAGCGCAAGCUUUCAAAUUUCUUCACCAAGUCACCUCCAGGUGAUAGUGAACUAAGAGAACCACGGCAACCCAAUCGCUUGAAGAAGAAGCGCAUCCCCGGUAGUGCGAGCAUAAGCGCACAAAGCUCGACCAACUCACUCCACGCCUCGAGUUUAGACCCCAGUGCGGAUCUCGAACCUAGGCACGACAACCGGUCUGUGGAAGCUGCUGUUGGCGACACCACUCCGAGACCGCCAAAUGCCGCGACACUCGGCAACCGAGAAAAUCCUUUUGACUCGAAUCCGGCUCUCACAGAGAGUACUUCGCAGCCUCACACUGACCACUCUCUGCGACCUAAAAAGUCGCGCACACCCUCCAUGAAUUCGCGUUCAUCAUUCACCGAUCAGUCUGACAUGGAUCAGCCUGAUGAUGCCUCUCGCCAUGAAAAUCGUCGUAGUUGGCGGUUCCAUCGGUCGUCCAAGCGCACCAGCGAACAACUUGGGCUAGGUUUCGCGUCUCCACCCCUGUUGGCGACGAAUCCCCGAGCCGAACAAAGCACCAGUUCAAUCGGCAGCGGUCACUAUCAAAGCACGGACCUCUCUAGCCACCCACUGAGCUUGGAUGCUGGCGUUCAAGGCACUUCGUCCACAGGAUCCGAGCACGAGAAGAAGAGUUUGUUCGGAAAGUUCAAGGCGAAGGUUGCCCAGGUUGUUAAGGAUGAUCGUGAGCGCACAAAGAGCCCCACCCGGUCGGAGGAUGACCCUACCCUCACCACCCAGUCCCUUUCUCCCAUUCCCACAGAGUCGACAAAUGGCAACCCUGCCCCAGUCGAUGUGCCACGGGAACAGCCCAAGGAAGAGCAUACGCGUUCUCCCGUGUCCCCCCUGCCUGGCGCUGGCCUUCCUCCCUCUAUCCCCGAAGAGCCGCAUACUCCCGAGACGUCUACGGCCGACGCUGCCGUUGAAGAAAAGACGUUCGCUCAGCUCCCCGCUACCGAGCCCGUACUUUCACCGGAGCCAACAGUGUCCCAUGAAAUCCCGAAAGAGACCGCAGGACCGUCUACCUCGGCUGCUUGA
Molecule: messenger RNA, 2610 nt
Organism: Penicillium robsamsonii
Lineage: Eukaryota; Fungi; Ascomycota; Eurotiomycetes; Eurotiales; Aspergillaceae
Exons: 3
Coding region: 1-2610 (869 amino acids)
Biological process (GO): regulation of fungal-type cell wall organization; signal transduction; activation of GTPase activity
Cellular component (GO): cell cortex
Molecular function (GO): GTPase activator activity
Source: RefSeq, a predicted model, not a curated record